AUGGCAACAGCUGAAUCCCUAGCACGCCUCGACGGCCUAGAAAAGACCCUCAUCAAACAGGGAGCAGAAGCACUCGCCUACAAAACUACUUUCCUCACACCAGAUACCCCUGCGCUGCUAAAAGUCCGGCCAAAAAAAGAAUGGAGACAUCCAACCCUCGACGCAAGAUUAACGAAGCAUCGGGUGUUGGCCGAAGCGCGGCUGUUGGUGAAGUGUAAACAGGUGGGUGUCCCGGUACCCGGGGUUUACUUUAUCGAUGAAGCACGCGGCCAGGUAUGGAUGGAGUGGAUUGAAGGCCGGUCCGUGCGUGACGCAUUACAAGCCGUCGACUCUGAGGCUGAGUCAGAAGACACAGUAGGCGAGGCAGGGAAAAAAGGAUUGUUGAAGAGUAUUGGCCGGGCAUUAGCGGUGAUGCAUGAGGCCGAAGUCGUUCAUGGGGACUUGACGACCUCGAACCUCAUACUCACACCUGCUCCCGAGAAUAAAGUUGUCAUCAUCGAUUUCGGCCUCGGGUCAGUGUCGAUUUCGGAGGAGGACAAGGCUGUUGAUCUGUAUGUGCUGGAACGUGCAUUCGCGAGUACGCACCCGAAGAGCGAGGCGCAGUUUGACAAAGUGCUGGAGGGGUAUCGGGAAGCGUACCCUAAGGGGAGUAGGUUGGUGUUGAAAAGGUUGGAGGAUGUAAGGAUGAGGGGGCGGAAGAGGAGUAUGCUUGGAUGA
Messenger RNA from Saitoella complicata NRRL Y-17804, 717 nucleotides. Its product is annotated as serine/threonine-protein kinase bud32. The transcript has a single exon. Gene Ontology annotation, cellular component: cytosol; nucleus; EKC/KEOPS complex. The record is from RefSeq and is a predicted model, not a curated record. Gene Ontology annotation, biological process: protein phosphorylation. Gene Ontology annotation, molecular function: protein serine/threonine kinase activity; ATP binding. The coding region runs from base 1 to 717 and encodes 238 amino acids. Lineage: Eukaryota; Fungi; Ascomycota; Saitoellomycetes; Saitoellales; Saitoellaceae.